GCUAACAAAAAAAAAAUAGAAUUUAAAACUUCUAUAAUGUCUGCGAGUGCUUCUUGCCAUGACGAUGACUUGGACUUGACCGUGAAGACGUUAAAGCCCAGCGAUCAUAAAAUAUCUACAAGGAAAAGUACUAAGGUGGCCGACUUUAAAAUUUUAGUACAAGAAGUGACUGAGAUUCCUUCAGAAAAGCAAAGAUUAUUAUAUAUUGGCAAGAUUCUUCGUGAUGACCAAACUUUAGGCUCUUACGGUAUUGAGUCUGGCCAUGUAGUUCACAUGAUUGAGAGAAUUACUGAUGAGUGCGAAACUUCCUCGUCAUCUUCAACUUUUUUGACUUCCACGAGUAAUUCUGAAUCCGUUGGAUCGGCAGAUCUUAAUUCCACUUUUCAGAAUAACUCUGGAGCUCGUGUUUUAACUUUUGGGCUUCCGCAAGGAACUACUAAUACCCCUCUGAUUUUACGCUCACUUUUGGGAUCCGCUAGCCCCUACGCACCUUCUAAUAUACGAGCGACUUCUUCGGAUUCUGGAACUGCCAUUAAUUUUUCAUUAAACCUCGAUUCAAGAAAUCUCAUUUCUUCGACGCUUCUUUCUGAAUAUCAAAGGAGAAUCUCAGAACUCACUCGGCAUAACGAAGAAAUUAUUCAAGCCUAUUGGGAUUCUCCCUCUCGUAGUCUUCCGCCUGAAAGGGUCACACCGCCACAUGGCUCUUCCCAUCUGCACGUGGAGGCGCUGCUUACUGGAAUUGGAAAUCUCCGCACUUCUUUUGAAAGCGGUGCGGAUCUCGAACGUGACUGCUUAUCGACGCUGGCAGACGAUUCUUUUAUGCACGACAGCUCGCCCCGUCACGAGGUGCAGGAAUCCUUAAGAAAAUUAGGCCGACUCUACCAAAAUCUUUCUAAUAUGGCUGCUCUUGUUUCCUCGCUGUUACUGAAUGUAAAUCUGAUCGGAAAUUAUAAUACCGCAGAGGGGUUUAUCCACGCGCCUCUAAACAACCUUCCUUCCUCGAGGCCGACCUCUAAUUCUUGCGAGAUCCCUCCAACAAAUAACUCUCUUGUAGCUCACAUUCACGCCCACACAGCCGCCAUGCGCAGCGCAGAAGCCAUUUCCCAAGCAGCCGCUGAUUUUCUAAUGCUUGCGGAAAGACCCCCGUCCACUGGCUUGGACUCGACCACUACAAACCGAUUUAGUUCUGCUGAUCAAAGCAAUUCGUCUGUUUGCGUGAGUUUUUCGCACGCCAUCAACCGCUCCGGCCCUGCCCAACAGGACUCUUCUCCCGCCCCAACAACUCGUGCUCUUCGUCCGCAGGCCCACAUUGAGCUUCGAAUUGCCUCUGCGUCGGCUGACUCGGUUUCGGCCUCCAAUAUUAGUGCAAGUCUGAUUGAGUCGCUAACGAGAGCGCUUGGAAGUUUAGGUGCGGUAGGCUCUGUGGAGACUUUUUCGUUGGACGGCUCCUCCCUAGUUCAACGUGCCCCUCCUCAAUUUUUUGGGCGAGCAACGGGUAAUCCCGUGGGCCCCCGCCGACCACGAGGACUUGUGCGCUCGAUCACGCGCCGUGGGCCUCCCCGCGAGGAUAUUGAGCCUGCUCGGCGCGUUACUCGGAGCACCAGUAGCAGAACAGCAUCCGCCACCGAGACUGCUCCAACAUCUUCCACAUCUUCCGUUGGCGCUAAUCGUUAUAGACUCGAAAGACUAUUGGAUAUAUUCAGCGAUUCUCGCCCGGCUGAUAACGGAACGGUACCGUCCGGAACCUUUUCUACUUCUGAAGCGAGUUCCAGCAGUUCCAGCGCCUCCUCGCAUGUGGCCCGACCUCGUGCUUAUUCGCUUCCUCGCGAGCAUUCUUCUCGUAGUUUUUCUGGCGAUUCAGGAAACGUUUAUAAAACCAGCGGUUCUAUUCUUUCGGGGAUUAUUGAAGAGUUCAUUAAAAUUAAUCCAUCCCUUCACAAUUUGACGUUGAGGAAAUUUAUUGGAGCUUCUCAUUUUUCGUCCAGUGAUCCUCUGCGGCGCCUGGUGGAGCACUUAUUGGACUCUUUAAAAGUUUCUGAUUUGUGCGAUUACAUUCAGGGUAAAUUUAUACCCGAACAUUGUUCUUGUGAUAUUUUGAAAGAUUUGAAGUUUAUGGUUGAAGUUGAUUACAACUUCAAUAUAACUUUUGAAAAUUUCCGUUUUUCCCUCUACAAAAUUGAUCCUGAAAUUACUUCACGCUUAGCAGAGCUGAUAGAUACUGCGCACGAGCGCGUGUUCAGGCACCAUUGGACUUUGUUGAAAGAAUUGGUCCAAUCAGACUCCCGCGUUGAGUUUAAAAUUUUUGGCUACGAGUUUAGGGAAUGGUUUCGGUCUUUCCUUUGUGAUUGGUUGUCUGCCAUGUAUUCCAUUCGAGGUUCCGUAUCAAAAGUAAAGGCUUUGCUAAUAUCACACUUAGAAGAGUGUGGCUUCACUAGUUUUCUUGCGAGUAUUUUCUCUGCACUUCUGCUUGACUUUGCUUCUAAUGUUUUCCAGGAUAACAUUUUUAAAGAAAAUUCUUCUAAAAAACGCUUUACAGAUUCGCGCAGACGCAACUCGUAUUGUCCUCCUCAUAAGCAGUACAAACCCGAGAAGUAGCUCAAUUUGCAGCGCGUAGUAGAAGACAGUAGAGAGCGUGGCUGCACGGAAUGGAGCACGUGUACACCACUGCCAUACUGACUAAUAGGAACCAUGGAUGGCUUCUUAAUACCGCCAGCACGGCGGAAACCACCAGUAUCCUU
Messenger RNA from Zophobas morio, 2738 nucleotides. RefSeq names its product large proline-rich protein bag6-B-like. The transcript is spliced from 24 exons. Gene Ontology annotation, molecular function: polyubiquitin modification-dependent protein binding; misfolded protein binding. Lineage: Eukaryota; Metazoa; Arthropoda; Insecta; Coleoptera; Tenebrionidae. Bases 37 to 2595 code for a protein of 852 amino acids. Gene Ontology annotation, cellular component: BAT3 complex. The record is from RefSeq and is a predicted model, not a curated record.